UCGCUGCGCCGAGUGCUCAGAUUGCUUUUCGCUCUCGCGGGCUUCACAUCGCGAUCCCAAUCGGCGGUUUUUCAAACGACGCGUGCUUGUGUGCGUGCCACUUGAUACGAAACGCUUUUAGACUCGAGAAAACAAAAGUGCAGGCUCUCUAAAUUGAUGACGAAAUUUCGUGUACCGCCUGCAUUUAAUUUAUACAUAUAAAUUUUCGGCCUUAAUUCUGUGCUUCCUGUGAAUUAACGAGGAAACUAAAGAGUGCGCGAGCGAGAGAGCCGAUCAAAUCAACAAGUGGAACCCGAGAAACUUUCUUCGCAAAAGCCGGCUGAUCACAAAAACCAAGAAGAGGAGGAAAAGAGAGCGAUUCUCUUGGACUUUUUUAUACGCCUCUGGAGUUUCUUCACUGUUCGUCGACAUGGCUCCUAACGUUUGGGUGACUGAGUUUUCCGUGGCGGCUGUUGAUCAGGAAAGCCGCCUGGAUGCGUUUCUGCUUUGAUCGGCUGUGCUUCGCAACCAAGCGGCCAGCCCAAAACUCCAAUAGCAAUGCACCCCACUGCACCACAGUAGAUGCACCACCAGGAGCAGCGGAUGUAGAUGUAGCCACUGCCUCAGAAACCACAGCACCACAACAGCAGCCAGCAGUUAGUAAUCUGUUCUAUGCCGACUACCAGAAGCUGCAGCCGGCGAUAAUCGAUCGGGACUGGGAGCGGGACAGAGAUACAGAUACGAGGAGCGAGGCCAAGCCACCGGACAUUAUAGAGCACAUAGAACCCGUAGAGCAGCACAAACAGAUAGAGAUACCUCCUCCUCCUCAGAUACAGAUACAACAACCACAGACACAGCGCUAUCGCCGGCAUAGCAGUGCCGAAGAUCGAAAUCUGAACACGAGGCGAACCGAUUCGAAUACUACGGAGGCGAUACGAAAAUCAGCCAGUAUGCAGCAGGAGCCGAACGCCAACUAUCAGUUCCCAACCGACUUGGGUCUGGUGAGCAUCGUCAAUAAUAAUAAUAACACAAACACCCACCCGAGUGGAUCUAGCAAUACCAACAAUAAUAACAAUAAUAACAAUCUGGUGGGUGGCAUUGUGACCUUGCCGGCGGCUGGUGGUCUCAUAGGUCUGGAGCAUACGGCAUCGGGUUUGCGGCUGAUACCAGCACCACCAACCCACUCCGAAGUGCUGACGCACACGCUGAUCUACGGAACACCACCUUCGGGGGCACAGCAACUGCAUCAGGAUCCCAGGAGCCUGUUGCACCAACAGGAGCUGCAAUUGCAGCAGCGCUAUCAGCAAUUGCAGCAGCUUCAGGCCCAGACUCAGGGUCUAUAUACCAGCCAAGGAAGCCCUGUUUUGUAUCAUCAGCCCAGUCCCGGAUCAAGUCAACCGGUGGCCAUUCCCGGAGCCAAUUGUCAUUCGCCCACGCAACUGCAGCCGCCCACCACGUUGAACCUCCAGCAGCAGAUGCAGAGUCUGAGGAUCUCGGGAUGCACGCCCAGCGGUUCGGGUGGAUCGGCCACGCCCUCGCCGGUGGGUAUGGUGGAUCCCAACUUCAUAGUAAGCAACUAUGUGGCUGCAUCGCCGCAAGAGGAGCGCUUUAUCCAGAUCAUUCAGGCCAAGGAGCUGAAGAUACAGGAAAUGCAAAGAGCCCUGCAGUUUAAAGACAACGAGAUAGCAGAGCUCAAAUCGCACUUGGACAAAUUCCAAAGUGUCUUCCCCUUCAGCCGAAGCAGUGCGGCGGGAUGUGCGGGAACUGGAUCGGGAUCGGGAUCUGGAGCGGGCGGAAGUGGUGGGGCAAGUGGGCCCAGCACAGCCACAGGUGCCACUCGCAAAUCGGGACAGAACUUCCAGAGGCAGAGGGCCCUGGGUAUCUCCGCGGAGCCUCAGAGCGAGUCCUCACUGUUCCUCGAGCACGUCAGCUUUCCCAAAUACGACAAGGAUGAGCGCUCCCGGGAACUUAUCAAGUCUGCCAUUUUGGAUAAUGAUUUCAUGAAGAACCUGGAUCUGACGCAGAUACGCGAGAUAGUUGACUGCAUGUACCCGGUUAAAUAUCCAGCCAAGAAUCUGAUCAUCAAGGAGGGCGAUGUCGGGAGCAUUGUUUAUGUCAUGGAAGAUGGACGCGUCGAGGUUUCCCGCGAGGGCAAGUACCUCUCGACCCUUUCGGGGGCAAAGGUCCUUGGCGAACUGGCCAUCCUGUACAACUGCCAGAGGACGGCGACCAUCACUGCGAUCACCGAAUGCAACCUGUGGGCCAUCGAGCGCCAGUGCUUCCAGACCAUCAUGAUGCGAACGGGCCUCAUUCGCCAGGCGGAGUACAGCGACUUCCUCAAGAGCGUGCCCAUCUUCAAAGACCUGGCGGAUGACACGCUUAUCAAGAUCUCCGAUGUCUUGGAGGAGACGCACUACCAGCGAGGCGACUACAUUGUGCGCCAAGGAGCCAGAGGCGACACCUUCUUCAUCAUUUCAAAGGGCAAAGUUCGGGUGACGAUCAAACAGCAGGAUACGCAGGAGGAGAAGUUUAUUCGCAUGCUGGGCAAGGGAGAUUUCUUUGGAGAAAAGGCUCUCCAGGGCGAUGAUCUGCGCACGGCGAAUAUUAUUUGCGAAUCCGCUGAUGGCGUCAGUUGUCUGGUCAUCGAUCGCGAGACCUUCAAUCAGCUAAUUUCAAAUCUGGACGAGAUCAAGCAUCGCUACGACGACGAGGGAGCCAUGGAGCGCAGAAAGAUCAAUGAGGAAUUCCGGGACAUCAACCUCACAGAUCUGCGCGUGAUCGCGACCCUAGGAGUUGGCGGCUUUGGCCGUGUGGAGCUGGUCCAGACCAAUGGAGAUAGCUCUAGAUCCUUCGCCCUCAAGCAGAUGAAGAAGUCACAGAUCGUGGAGACGAGACAGCAGCAGCAUAUCAUGUCCGAAAAGGAGAUCAUGGGCGAGGCCAAUUGCCAGUUCAUCGUGAAGCUGUUCAAAACCUUCAAGGACAAAAAGUACCUGUACAUGCUGAUGGAGAGUUGCCUGGGCGGAGAACUCUGGACGAUUCUGCGGGACAAGGGCAACUUUGAUGACAGCACCACCCGCUUCUACACGGCGUGUGUGGUGGAGGCCUUCGAUUACCUGCACUCGCGGAACAUAAUCUAUAGGGACUUGAAGCCGGAGAACCUGCUGCUCAACGAACGGGGAUAUGUAAAGCUGGUGGACUUCGGCUUUGCCAAGAAGCUGCAGACGGGCAGGAAGACCUGGACUUUCUGCGGCACGCCCGAGUAUGUGGCUCCCGAAGUGAUUCUCAACCGGGGUCACGACAUUAGUGCCGAUUACUGGUCGCUGGGAGUGCUCAUGUUUGAGUUGCUAACGGGUACCCCUCCAUUCACUGGCUCGGAUCCUAUGCGUACCUACAAUAUCAUACUUAAGGGCAUCGAUGCCAUCGAGUUCCCCAGGAAUAUCACACGUAAUGCCAGCAAUCUGAUCAAGAAGCUGUGCCGAGACAAUCCCGCCGAGCGUUUGGGCUACCAGCGUGGGGGAAUCAGCGAGAUACAGAAGCACAAAUGGUUCGAUGGCUUUUACUGGUGGGGCCUACAGAACUGCACUCUGGAACCGCCCAUAAAGCCCGCCGUGAAGAGCGUGGUGGAUACGACAAACUUUGAUGACUAUCCCGCCGAUCCGGAGGGUCCACCACCUGACGAUGUCACUGGAUGGGACAAGGACUUCUAGGGGGAGUUAAGGUCCCGCUUCCCAGACGAUGCUCUCUAUACGCUUCUGCUACAGAAAACCAGAGCAGAUGAAAGCAAGGAAGAAGAAACUGAUCUUAAGUGCGCCAUAUGUACGCCAAAGCCAACAGCAACAGUCAGCAGCUCGCAUUGAAAAGCUGCCCCAAAAAACAAAGAAACGUAGCAGUCGCAAGGCCAAGGGCCGACACAAAAGCACACAAU
Drosophila suzukii is the source of this 3904-nucleotide messenger RNA. RefSeq names its product cGMP-dependent protein kinase for (gene for). NCBI's taxonomy places the organism in Eukaryota, Metazoa, Arthropoda, Insecta, Diptera, Drosophilidae. Gene Ontology annotation, molecular function: cGMP-dependent protein kinase activity; ATP binding. Gene Ontology annotation, biological process: protein phosphorylation. The record is from RefSeq and is a predicted model, not a curated record.